AAUCUUGAUCCGUCGUCGCUUCGUGCUGGUCGAUACGCUUUCUUCUUCCUUUUGUUUUUGGUGGGUUUUUAGCCGAUUUGUACCCGUCGAUUACGGUGUUCUUGGCGUACUGGUGAUCGGUUUUGGGUUGUUGGGGGGGUUCUUGCUGUGUGAAUCUAUCUUCUUGAUGGCUGAUUGUCACCGGCCGAUCCAUCUUGAAGUUUCCCCUCGAUGCUCCGGUCCAGCCGGCGUGAAGUGAUUGAUUUCGGCAAAUCUUGGAACAGUUUGCUGUGUAAAAUCCAGUAGUUUAAUGUUUGGAAUUUCAUACGGAGAGCUAUUUCUUAUUCUAGGGGCUACAGCAGCCCUUAUCGGCCCAAAGGAUCUCCCAGUUAUUGCUAGGACGGCUGGGAGACUCGCAGGAAGAGCGAUUGGGUAUGUUCAAUUGGCUCGUGGGCAGUUUGAAACAGUUGUGCAGCAAUCUCAGGCUAACAAGGUACACAAAGAACUACAAGACACCAUUGCUCAAUUAGAAGCAAUUCGUUAUGAAAUACGUAGCAUAUCAAUCAUAAACCCAGGUCCAUUUACACGGAGGCUGGAUGGACAAGAACAAGUGCAAAACACUGGCCUUGACAUUGCUGCAAAACCUGAUGGAGAGAAUCAGCCAAUAGCAACAAUCUCUAAGGAUCUGACUAGAGCAAAUUCAGUUUCUUCCAGUCUGCAUAGCCAAGCAAUGGCUUAUGCGAGGCUAGCUGAAGCUCCAAAUAUCAAAUUAAGUUCUUCUGAAACUCAUGAAGAUGUGUUGAAACUUAAUGGUGAAGGCGAUCUGCUGACUGUUCUGCCUGUCUCUGCUGAAUCUGCGGGAUUACUUCCAAAGCAUCGUGAUGAAGAAGCAAAAGGUUGCGAUAUUCUGCUAGAAGCAGUGGUGGAGGCAGAGGUGGCACGCAAUGCCAAAGACUUCUUUGCACAACCACAGAAUCAAAUACCUAAUCAGUGAAAUGUGGUUUGCGUGACAGCAGGUACACGGACUUCCUUUGCGGUUCAAGUAUGAGUUGACCCUUCAGCUCAGCUCAG
Musa acuminata subsp. malaccensis (wild Malaysian banana) is the source of this 1050-nucleotide messenger RNA. The record is from RefSeq and is a predicted model, not a curated record. NCBI's taxonomy places the organism in Eukaryota, Viridiplantae, Streptophyta, Magnoliopsida, Zingiberales, Musaceae.